Funneliformis geosporum is the source of this 630-nucleotide messenger RNA. Lineage: Eukaryota; Fungi; Glomeromycota; Glomeromycetes; Glomerales; Glomeraceae. The record is from the annotation of a GenBank genome assembly.
AUGUUUGCAUAUUCACCCGUUGAAACAGAAAAUAUUUUUUACAAUCCAAAAUAUUCCUUUAACAACAAAGGUGUUCCUUCCUUAAACACAAAUCAACCUUCUUCCUCUUCUUCAUGUAGCGCCAAUCAUCAUAUGUUAUCCUUAAUACCCGAUUUACAAGAAAGAGAGCAACAAAGAAAAAGUUUGGAAAAAUUUCAUGAAGCUUCCAUCAGACGUAUUCAAUUAAAGCAAGAAUUACAACGUCGUCACCAACUUUGUGCGGAAACUGAACGUUUACGCAGAGAGCAGACGGAGAAACAAAAUGCCUUAAAGAAGCUUCGUUCCGUUCAGAAUCGUCUGUCGGUAUUAAAGUCAAUCAACCUAAAAUUAGGCACACUUACAUUUGAUUUAAUUAAUAAAAACAAAGUGUUGCCAACUUCUGCAAAUAAUAAAGCAUUUUUAAUUUAUAAAGAAUCCAUAUUAAAAGUUCUUGAUCAAUUAGAUAAUGAAUUCACUGAUGAAUUCUAUCUAAUCCGAGAACGUAAGCAAUUUAUUAACAACGUUGCAAAAAACAUGCUACAAGAGUUAGAUCGUGAACGUGAUUCACAGUACGAGACUUUUGUUGGAAAAAAGGAAAUCUUUAUUUCUUAA